This is a messenger RNA of Cladophialophora psammophila CBS 110553, 549 nucleotides long. RefSeq names its product DNA replication complex GINS protein PSF3. Gene Ontology annotation, cellular component: GINS complex. NCBI's taxonomy places the organism in Eukaryota, Fungi, Ascomycota, Eurotiomycetes, Chaetothyriales, Herpotrichiellaceae. Gene Ontology annotation, biological process: mitotic DNA replication initiation. The transcript is spliced from 4 exons. The record is from RefSeq and is a predicted model, not a curated record. The coding region runs from base 1 to 549 and encodes 182 amino acids.
AUGUCUUCUUACUACGAUGUCGACGCCAUCUUGACCGACUCGCAAAAACUGCCCUGCACGUUCGAAUUGGACGUGCCUGGCCUCGGAUAUAUAGAGGGCAAUGCCGGUGGCACGGUUAAGGCGGGCACGAAGGUUGAUCUGCCCAUGUGGCUGGGCGUCAUGCUGGCGGUGUCUACAGGAAACACGCCCGGCUCUCCGCAGCUCGUCACGUUGGAUUUCCCGGCGCCGCUUCAACAGCGCGUCAUCAACGCGCUGAAGGCAGAUCCCAAAACCGUCGAUCUGCGCGCCCAAGCACCGCACUUCUACGCCCUCGGAGCACGAAUCAUGGAGUUGUUCGACGAUCGUGCCGUGUUGGACACUUUGUUAGACACAUUCAAAGAACGAGCGGCAGAAAUCGCAGAUCAGGCGCACAAUCCCCGCGGCGUGUUGGGUGAGGGAGCAGAGUUCCUGCGAGGGUUGGACGAGAGUGAGCGGCAGUUAUUCAAAGCAGCGCACGAGGGUCCGAAAGCCGUCAGAGCCUGGACGCAGGAUUUGAGGAAGAAUACUUGA